Pogonomyrmex barbatus (red harvester ant) is the source of this 3794-nucleotide messenger RNA. RefSeq lists its product as uncharacterized. NCBI's taxonomy places the organism in Eukaryota, Metazoa, Arthropoda, Insecta, Hymenoptera, Formicidae. The record is from RefSeq and is a predicted model, not a curated record.
UAGGAGAAGAUGGAGGAACGCGAGGAAGAACCCGAAGAAGGCGAAAAGGAAAUUAGAGAAACACUGCCUGAAGCGAACAAUGAAGAGCCGCAGCGUGGAGGAGGACUUCCACCUCAGGAAAAUUUGGAGGAGGGAGAGGUUGAGGAGGAAGAGCAGCAGGAAAUAGCAGACGAAGAAAGGGAGGAGGAGGAGGAGGAGGAGGAGAUAAUGGGAGAAGAACAAGUGCAAAAGGAGGGGGAGGAGGAAGAGGAAAGGGGACAAGCGUGUUGUCACGAGAUCAGAAAUUUUAAUCAUUUAUUAUUAAUCGGGGAAAAUUCGCUUUAGAAAUUUCGCGAUAUUAGGAAGAGAGGCGAUAUUCCGUUUGUGUCUGCUACCCGAAGGAGUCGAUGUUUAUAACUGGCUUGAAAACGCAUUCGCCGAAAUUCAUGCCUACGCGUUGCAUAUCUCCGAACCGCAUGAUUACGUGGGAUUUGCAUUCGAUUCGGAAGAUUUAACGCACGGUCCGGCGGGAUUAUCGUUUUGACCGGCACGCGACUUAACUCGCGAGGACAUUUGGCGUCUUGUGAGUUCAGUAGCGCAAAGCGCCGGAGGUCUCGAUAUCGCACGAGAUUUUAACGUACGCGUUUUCAAUGUCGCGGACGCGUUUCGAAUAAACUUACACGGGAAGACGUUGCGAAACGUUCGAUUUUAAUAAUCUCCAAUUCGGAUAAUUUAUGUUUUCCCCGCUCUCUCGUGACCGCGCAAAUUUAUCACGAACGCGGUACGUUGCGUGCGGGGAACUUCACGAGCAGUGGAAUGUGGACAUCAGAAUUCUUCGUUACAACGCGAACUCGCGUUGGAUUUGACGAGGAGGGCUGGUGUCACCAUUCCACCGGAGGAUUGCGGGAUUCGGGAAAUAGAAUGUUUCCAACGCUUUCUCGCCGCAUUCGAUAUCGCUAUUAUUGUUUAUAAUUUCGCUACUUUCGGGCGCGGCUUUAUUCGACGGAACCGCGGUACUCGCCUCUCUAGAACGUGAGCUAUUGUAUCGAAUAAAUAUUAUAUAUUAUGAGCAACAACAAUAUUAUAGUCCUAUUUUAAAUUUAAAAGCAGCCGUGAGAAGUAGAGGGGGUUAUUAUAUACCAUGUAAUAUCGAUUAUCGUGAGGAAAAGUCAUCGCUGUUCAAACAAAUGUUCUCGUUGUAACAAAGUGCCGCUGUGCGAGCAACGUAAAAUCGUAGAACUUGUUAGAUGCGAGACUUGCAAACGUUCGUUCUUAGGAAACACAUGCUUUGAACAUCAUCGGACGACAAUGUCGUACGACGGAAAAACACCGGCGAGUGUCUGCAAUACUAUUCGGCUUUGCGAAGGUUGCGGACGGAUUAUAAAAGCGACAAAAAGACACGAAUGUGCCGUUUCUUUUUGCAAAAUUUGCAAUUCGCAAAAACCGAUAAAUCAUCUUUGUUACAUGCAACCUCUCUCACGUGAAGACAGAUCCUCCGCUGUCGAGCCCGACAGAGAUUUCUUCUGUAGUUACGGGAGAGAGUGAGCAGAAUAACACGGGUGAGCGGGAAUGCAAUAAGGGACGAACGGCAUUCGUAUUUUAUGAUUUUGAGACGCGUCAAGAUCAAUUGCUCGAGGGAACCGAUAUGAAAAUUCACGUCCCGACACUCUGCGUCGCACAACAGAUUUGCGAUUCGUGCGCGGGGAUGGAUAAUUCGUCGGUGCGCUGCGACUGGUGCAGAGUACGCGAAUUUGUUUUUCGACAGGAUUCGGUAAAACAAUUUGUCGAAUUCGCAACACGAACCAACGAAACAUUUUACGCGGAUUAUUUAUAUAGCGCAUAACGCGAAAUCAUUUGACGCGCAGUUAUCCUCCGGUACAUCGUAGAAAAUUAUUCUGGAUUAGAAUUUAGAACCUUGUAUAAUUUUAAACGGUACAAAAAUUAUGGUCCUAACAGUAAAUCGCACGAAAUUUAUCGACAGUAUUAAUUAUAUGCCAAUGCGUUUGUCGGAAUUACCGAAGGCCUUCGGAUUACCGGAUACUUGUGACAAAGAUGUCUUUCCGCACUUAUUUAAUACUGUCGAUAAUCAAACAUAUGUCGAUCCACUAUCCGAUGUUCGUUAUUACGCGCCCGAAACAAUGCGAACAAAGAAACGCGAACGUUUUCUCGCAUGGCACACAGAAAUGUCUGAAAGAAAUACGGUAUUUGAUUUUCAACGUGAAAUACUCGAGUAUUGUCGCACCACAUUACAUUAAUAUCCUUCGACGAGCAUGUAUGGCCUUCAGAAAAAUAUUCUUACAGCUGGGAAACGUGUGUUCAUUCGAGGAAUGUACAACUAUUGCUUCAACGUGCAUGAAAGUUUUUCGGAAAAACUUUUUGCACGAAGGAGAAAUAGGAAUCAUUCCUUCGGAAUACAGGUUGCAAUUUCACGGUCUUGCAAUUUCACGGUUGCUUUUUUCAUGGAUGCCCGUCUUGCUAUCCAUUAAAUCGUGAUAAAACGCUCGAAAAUUUUAACAAUACGUUUGACGCACGUUACGAACGAACGCGGUUGCAGCGUCUUGGCGAUUACGUCAAGGAUAUAUCCUAACAGAAAAAUGGGAGUGCGUUUUCGACGAAGAAAUACGCGAGAACCGAGAGAUGCAAGAAUUUCUUGAAUAUCACCCCAUGGUCAAAUCCCACCUCUCAAUCCUCGCGAUGCAUUUUUCGGCGGACGCACCGGCAAUAUCGCGACUCGAUACGAGAUUACGGGCACCGAGAAGAUACGGUACGUAGACGUAUGUUCUCUGUACCCGUACGUACCCAAGAUCGAAGUUUUCCCAAUUGGUCACCCGGAUAUUUAUGUGGGCAAGGAUUGCGCCAAAUUUUAAUUUUACUCUGGUCGAGGGUCUCGUACGUUGCCGAGUACUCCCCCCGCGUGAUCUCUUCCAUUCGGUACUACCGUACCGCGUACGCGGUAAAUUAUUAUUUGCUCUUUGCCAUACAUGUUGCGAAUCAUUUUCUCGCGACGCGUGCACUCAUGAUGAUCUUGCGGAGCGUGAGUUCGAGGGCACAUGGGUGUUGUGCGAAUUACGCAAAGCAGUCGAAAAAGGAUAUCUCGUGACGUGGAUAGACGAAAUUUGGCAGUACAAAUCCACGCGAUAUAACUCCGAGACGCGAUAGGGAGGAUUGUUUACCGAAUAUAUCAACACUUUUUUGCAACUGAAACAAAAGGCGAGAGUGGGUGCGAACGAAUGCAACGACGACGUUGCUAAAGAACGCUACCUGAGGGAGUAUGAAGCAACCGAAGGUAUCAUUCUCGAUAAAAACAACAUCGUACGUAAUUCCGGCUUAGGCUCCGUCGCCAAACUCUGUCUUAAUUCGUUUUGGGGGAAAUUCGGCCAACGGAGUAACCUGCCGAAUACAGAAAUAAUAAGAUCCCCUCAGCGUUUCGCCGAAUUGUUGUCGAGUCCUGAACAGAGAUAGUCGCUGUAUUGCCAUUAACGAGGAUAUAUGUUUCAUGGCGGUUAAAGAGUGAAGCGGUAGUAUCUUCACCGAUAACUAACGUGGUGAUAGCGGCAUACACGACGGCACAGGCGCGAUUAAAAUUAUAUGAAUAUUUAGAAAAAUUAGAUCGUCGCGUAUUAUAUUACGAUACAGAUUCUUGUAUAUUUACAAGCAGCGAUGAUCCCGAGGAGUACGAGCCGCACAUAGGUAAUUUUUUGGGUGACAUGACCGACGAACUCGAGAGUUACGGGCGUGGUAGCUUCAUCGAGGCGUUUGUAUCUGGCGGGCCGAAGUUUUACGCGUACGUGAUACGUACACCGGACGCACGAAAA